Messenger RNA from Dictyostelium purpureum, 1125 nucleotides. RefSeq lists its product as uncharacterized. Bases 1 to 1125 code for a protein of 374 amino acids. Lineage: Eukaryota; Evosea; Eumycetozoa; Dictyosteliales; Dictyosteliaceae. The record is from RefSeq and is a predicted model, not a curated record. The transcript has a single exon. Gene Ontology annotation, molecular function: signaling receptor activity. Gene Ontology annotation, cellular component: membrane.
AUGAUAACAAUAAAAGAAGAAUUAGAGAAUUAUUCAUUCUCUAAAUAUUUUUCAAGAUUUUAUUAUUAUUUUAAAAGUCAUUCAUCAUCAAAUAAUAAUAAUGUCAAUAAAAAAACCAUUAGUAGUAACAAAGAAAACGAAAAUGGGGCUAAUAACAAUAAUAGUAAUAAUAAAAAAUCACCCUCACUAUUAAGAGAUAGUGGUAAUAAUAACAUUAAUGAAGACGACGACUCAACUGCCACAUUACUAAAAAAUAGCAAUGGGUGUUGUGGCGAUCAUAAUAAAGAAAGCAUAAUAAAAAAAACCAAAUACUCACUAAAUAACUACAGCGAUACACCAGAUCAUUUAAGAAGACCAUUUAUAUUGGAGGGAUACAGAGUGGAUUUUUCUUAUUGGUUAGCAUUCAAAUCUAUAUUUAUAUUUGGUCAUAAUGACAUUUCAAAUAUUUACAGUCAUUUGAUACCAGCAAUUUAUUUUAUAUAUACACUCUAUGGAAUUUUAGUAAAAAACAAUUAUAAUAUCACAGAAACACCAGAUAAAGUUAUGUUUGGUAUAUUUUUAGGCUCUGCUAUUUGUACAUUUAUUUGCUCAGUGUUGUAUCAUACAUUUGGAUGCCAUUCAUAUAGCACUUAUAAAAAGUUAUUACUCUGCGAUUAUUUGGGUAUUGUAUUGCUUAUUGGCUCAUCUUUUUACCCAUCGCUCUUUUACACAUACAAAUGUCAUGCGAACUUGAUGGUGCUCUACUUGUUUACAAUUACUUUUCUUUGCUUUUCUUUAUGUGCUUUAAUAUUUGUGCCAAGAUUCCAGGAGCUUCAUACACUUAGAAAUAGUUUGUUCUGUGCCACAGCUCUCUUUGGUGUUUUCCCAGCUAUACACACUUUCUUUAUUUUCGACUACUCUCUUUCAUUCCAGUUCAUCAAGAGAAUAAUUACAAUGUUUUUAAUUUUUGGCUUGGGUUUAUUCUUUUAUAUUUAUAAAAUUCCAGAAUCAAUUUGGCCAAAAGCUGGCUUAUAUCACAGUUCUCAUAGUUUUUGGCACUGGUUUACCGCAUUGGGUCCACUCUACCAUUUAGAUACCUGCCUAUUGUUAUUUGAGCAAGUUGCCACUAUCACAUGUCCUAUUUAA